AUGAAGUCCUUCGCUGCUCUCCUUGCCCUCGUACAUCUGGUCGCUGCUACACCUAUCACGCAUAAUGAACAAGUUCCCUUGAAUCAAGCCACCUAUCCGGGGUUUGACCUUGACUUGAAUGCCCGUCGCCUCGUUCAAAUGGAGGGCCAAGCCCCAGUUUGGAUGACAGAGCUGGAGAAGAUUCAGGCCAAGGCUCAAGGUCUCAAGUUCUUCGACAUCACCGAAGCACAGGACCUUGGCUCUUCUACUCGUCUCGUGCUGAAGCAAGACACGUUUCCAAUACCCAACGCCACUGAGACAGUUCGUCCUAUCCUGAAGAAGUUGUCAGUCAAAGGCCCAAGGGAGAACUUGGAGAAGUUCUCCAGCUUCCGCACACGACAUUACCGCAGUGAUACCGGCAAAGAAAGCCAGAAAUGGCUUCUGACCAAGAUAUUCGAGAUCACCUCCGAAUACGCAUCGGAAUCCCUACGUGAUAACAUCCGCACGACUGAAUUCACGCAUUCAUGGGGCCAGAACUCAAUUAUCACCCGAAUCAAAGGUUCUUCCUCAACAGACGAUGGAGUGGUCGUCAUUGGCGCUCAUCAGGAUAGUACCAACAUGUGGCCUUUCCUUCCUGCCCCGGGUGCUGACGAUGACGGGUCUGGAACUGUGACCAUUUUGGAAUCUUAUCGGUCCCUGCUGGCUGCCGAUUUUCAUCCCGUUCGGACUAUCGAAUUCCAUUGGUAUUCUGCGGAGGAGGGAGGCCUUCUAGGAUCGCAAGCUGUCGCCAAAGACUAUGCUCAGCGCUCAGUGAAUAUACUUGCUAUGAGCCAGUUCGACAUGACCGCGUGGGUCAAGAAAGGAACCCGCGAAGAAGUCGGAAUUAUCACUGAUUUCACCGAUGAAGGGCAUGUCACGAAUGCUCUUGUGGACCUGUACCUCGAUAUCCCAUAUGUGGAGACCAAAUGCGGAUACGCAUGCAGUGAUCACGCCUCAUGGGGGAAGGCAGGAUACCCCUCCUCGUUCACCAUCGGUCAGUCGAAAUCCCCGUUCGGAGUUUACUCGCUGAACUUCCACAUCCCAGAGAGUUCGUUUGAAAAUUCGAACAAGAAUAUCCAUUCGACGAACGACCGCAUUGAUAUCUCGGAUGAAUUCAGCUUCGAUCAUAUGCUGGAGUUCUCCAAACUGGCUGUCGCCUUCGCGGUGGAACUCGGCGGUUACGACUCGUCGAAGUAA
Messenger RNA from Cyclocybe aegerita, 1215 nucleotides. The record is from the annotation of a GenBank genome assembly. NCBI's taxonomy places the organism in Eukaryota, Fungi, Basidiomycota, Agaricomycetes, Agaricales, Hemipholiotaceae.